UUUAUUAAUUAUUGUAUUAUUUUCCAUAUAUAACUGUACAACUGUAAACCUACUUUUGCACCACCCUGUAUACUAUAUAAGUAUUUGCUGUUAUUAUUACUGUACCAGUAAGCAUGGAGAGACCCAUAUUUGAGAGAGAUUUCUGGUAUAAGAUCAAAAGGAUUUUGGCAAUAGGUCAGACAUGAGCAGCAGAGGAGAGAGAAAGGUCCAGCAUGAUUCUUAGAUUCCUAGCUUGAGAUGCUGAGCAUUAGUAGUACUGCAACCAGCAAUCAACAGACCAGAAGAUAGAACAAAUUUGUCCAGAUGACUGAGGGAGGAGGAUUGGCAGAUAAUAGGCUAUAAGCACAUAAUACGUGGUGAGAAAUUUGGAUCUAGAGUCCAGGAGACAAGUCAGAAUGCAGAGUUGGGAGUCACCAUUGAACCGUGUUAGUUGAAGAGAUGGGAGGAAGUAAGGUCACCUAGGGAGCAUGUGCAGGAUGGGAUGAGGACCAAGGGCAGAUCCAGAGGAGAAGGCAGGCAUAAGGGACAGGCUGAGGACUUAGUACCUAUAGAUGAGACUAAGAUGGAAUUGUGAGAGGGAUGGGGGUAAAACCACACUCACAAAGGGGAGAUUUUCAUGAAGGUGAGGCUAGCCAACAGUGUCAGAGCAUGCAAAAAUUCUGUAGACACCAAAACCUGAAAAUGAGCUAUGGUUAAGCAAUGAAGGAAAUAGUGAUUGCCUUAUCCCAGUGCCUGUGGUGCCAGCAAAUGCCAGAUUGCUGUAGUUGAGGGGUAAAUAGAGGUUAAGGAAAUGAUGGAGACAAUAACUUCCCUUUCAAGGAAUGGGGUGACAAAGGGGUGGAGGUGUUCACCUGAAAUGAGACAGUGUGAAGAAAAGCCUUUUGGAGAUAAGGGAAACUGAUAGUGUGGACCUGGGAAGAGAGAUAGAAGAUGCAGAAAAGAGAGAAAUGGACAGAGGGCAGGCUCACUGAAAGGUUUAGCUUAGAAGAGGAGAAGGGUUCCUCUGCAGGGAAGGUAGGGCUGAGUGCCCUUUUGGUGAAUUCAGGAGCCUAAGGGCCAGCUCUCCUUGUCAGAGAGUUUUUCUGCUUUCAUUUCCUGGGCCAAAAGCUAACUUCAGAAGGACACUGAGGGUUAGAAUUGAUUUAAAGGGUCUUGGAGAGUCCACAAUGACAGGUGAACACCUGGGGAGUCUCACACUGUUUUGAACUCCUCAUCAUCCAGGGCCAUGAUCAGAGCAAUGUUUCCAGCUAUGUUUUGGAUGCCAUCUUGCUAGAAGACUGCCCCAAAGUAUCUGAGGCCAGAAGAGAGUCUGAAGCAAGUUGGCAGGUGCCCUUAUUCAAGAAGUUCCUGCCCCAAAGUUGAGAAUCAGUGUCUAUGGUUUUUCUCUCAGUCCUGAGCUUGGUAGCAUUCUCAGUUCACCUGCACCAGUAUAUCAAUAUCUCACAUCCUGUGCCUCUCUCUGGACCUCAUGCCAGCUAGUCCAGAGCAGUAGCACCAGUAUGCUUCUACAUAGCAUUUAGCUGUAGAUCAGAUGAGAUUUUUCUUCAUUUAAAAAAAGAAAGUGAACUAUUAUGGUUCUCUGGCUGCUCCUGGUGUUUAUUGCUUGAUGGUGUUUAAUUGGCUUAAUGGGGCAUGUCUAAAAUCAACAAAAUUGAGCCUAAGGAAAGUUCCCUAAGGAUUCAAAAUGAUGGUGAGGCUUUUCCAGGGAGACACUGGGGAGAUGGGUCAGACCCUCAAGCUGGCUAGUGAGGGUCUGUAGUGAUAGCAUAGUAAGCUCCCUCCUCCAGCCCCUCUCCCUCUAAAAGCCUCAGAGAGCCACACCAGAGCAACUGAGUAGGAGAGGGCAAGGGAAGAUAAUAACUAAUUGCAUUUGCCAUUAUUUCCACAAAUAUGUGGAAAUAUAUUUGCUUAGCUGCUUAGUGAAGAGUCAGAGGGGAGUAGAACACAGUCCCUGCUCACAGGAACACCCAUCCAGUGGGAAGAAAAUACAGUAAAGGCUGUGAAGGACAGGGAGGACCUCUGUGCUGCGAUAAUGUCCAUGGGGCUCAUUCAGUGGGUCUAAGAAAGCCAGGCAGGUGAAUAGAUCUGGAUGGUGGGUUUAAAAACUCAGAGGGAAGCCCUGAGACAUCCCUGUAGAAGACAUUGGAGGAUGAGAAUUAAGGACAUGAGACUCCGGGUCCUCUGAGGCUUGUUUACCUUUGCUGCAGGAUCCAGUUCCUGGACCCAUACUUACAGGUAGAGGCAGAAUUAUUGAGGGGACAGGCAGGCUAAGAGAGAGAGAAGGAUGAGGAACUAGCAAACCACACUUUGCUUAACCCUAAGCAAUAGAGUUGGGUUUUAGAAUGUGAAUACAUAUUAUUCAUCCUUUUUUCCUCCUCCCCAGUACCAUACACAGUUGAAAAACAGGUACAGGAGCCUCACAGAUAGAGCUGCAGUGAGAAUAUGGUUUUGAUGUAAAUCCAUAAUGGGCUUUCAAAGACCUCACUCUAGAAUUACAUUAAUCCACCAGACACAGAUACAGCUGGUGGAAAGCAGACAUUAAAGUACCCAUCUAGCCAACAGGCAGACCCCAGAAGGAGCCAAGCUAUAUACACCCUCUUCUUUCUAAAUCCAUGGGACAAGGGAGAGCAAUGCGGGAAAAAGUGGGAUAACUAUAAUUGAACAACAAUUUUAAAAAACAUGGUUUUUAGCCUUAUCAGAUCCAAUGUCCCUUGUAACAAGGAUUCUGGAAAACACCUUUAAUAUCCUAGAAUAAAAUUUAGAGAAAACAAAUAAAAAUCAGUGAGAUACUCUAAUUUGCAUAAAAAGAGAAUGAAAAAUAAUUUUAAAUGAAAUAAUAUGUAUUUCAGCAAGUAAGUCCUUAGGCACCCUCAGAGGUUUAACAAGAUAGUAGGAUGCUUACACCUAUAUAAAUGAGACAGACACAAAUACAGACUGACUAAUAUGUUAUUUGGCAGUUAAAAAUCCAUAAUUUUCCAAAAUGUUAAACAACUCUUGGUAAACCUCUAACAAAAUAAAAUGUAAUAUUUUUUCAGUUUACACAGAAAAUGCCAUUCUUAAAAAAAGUCAGUGUAUGUUAAAAGUAUACAAAAGAUGCUUUGUGCUUGCAUAAAAAUGGAAUUGGGUUCUAGGCUCAUAUGAUUACAGGUAGGCUAUUUAGUAGCACAAAUGUCUGGUGAUACACUGGAAAGUCAUAUGAAAGUUGUGUGGGACAUGAGCAAGUGUUUUUUAUUUUAUAUGGUCUUCUACAUUGCAGGAUGUCCAGAAUGCCUGUCCUCUGCUGAGUAAAUGCAAAUAGAGCCUCCUAAUUAUUAAGACAGCCAGAAUAACCACCCCACAAAUUUCAGAAAUUAUUUCCUGGCUUGCUGUCACCCCCAGUAAGCACAGAUGAGGUGACCUAGACCCAGGGAGAUAGGUCACUUCUACCAGGAGGCAGAGAACAAGAUGUUCCACAUAGAAAUACAAAGCAAUGGAAAAUGGAGCUCCCCCAGCACUGGGAAGGGGCCCCCAGAAAUAACACACAUAGCCUCUGCCCUCAGAGAAUUUAAUUGCUAUCCAAAGAGGGAUACAGGUCUGAAAAGUUCCUCAAAAUGCUGGAACAAGGAGUAUGUAAACCAGUGCUGGCUCCACAGGAAAUAAGCUUGGUGAGUAGCUGGAUAGACAUAACAGAAUUUUCAGGCAGGAGAUGAUUGGUGAGAUUAAAUACCCUCCCCUUCUCAAAAGUAAUUUCCCCACUGUAGUUAAAUAAUAUAAUAAUAAUUGUACUUAUUAAUUCUGCCUGUGUUGUGUCUACUUCCUAGGCAUGUUGUAAGGAUUAAUUAUAGUUAAGAUAUAUAAUUUAGAAUAGUCUCUGAUAUACAGUAAUCAAUCAAUAAAUAUUAGCUCCUAUUAUUAUCUGAUGAAUGAGAACCCUUAAUUUUGUCUUCCUUUCCUCUCCCUGUGUGGCUGCUGAGCUGUGCUUGCACCAGUUUAAAUGGGCUGCAGAUGCUACUAGAAAGAUUAAAACAGAGGAUGUCAAUGACUCCCUGCAGCAGACCCUCAUGCAUAGGCCAUGCCACCUGAGUCAAGGACCUGCCAUGAUGUCCGGAAACCAGAUGUCUGGGGAUGUGACUCCCCUCCACCCUCUCCAGCAGCUCGUGCUGGUUCCUGGCCACCUACAGUCUGUAUCCCAGUUUCUGCUGUCUCAGACCCAGACUGGGCAGCAAGGUCUGCCGCCAAAUCUUCUCCCCUUUCCACAGCAACACAGCUCUCUCCUCCUCCCACAGGCUGGACCUGGCCUAGUGUCCCAGACAACUGGACGCCCUGGGCUGCCAGGAUCCUCUUUAGAACCCCACCUGGAAGUGUCCCAGCAUCUCCCAUUGCCUAAGCAUCUGCCCAGCACUGGAGGGGCUGAUGAGCCCAGUGACCUGGAGGAGCUGGAGAAGUUUGCCAAGACCUUCAAGCAGAGGCGCAUUAAGCUGGGCUUCACACAGGGAGAUGUGGGGCUGGCGAUGGGAAAGCUGUAUGGCAAUGACUUCAGCCAGACCACAAUCUCACGAUUUGAAGCCCUCAAUCUGAGCUUCAAGAACAUGUGCAAGCUCAAGCCACUGCUGGAGAAAUGGCUGAGUGAUGCAGAAUCCUCUCCAUCAGACCCCUCGGUGAGCACUCCAAGCUCCUACCCCACCCUCAAUGAAGUGUUUGGUAGGAAGAGGAAGAAACGCACCAGCAUUGAGACCAACAUUCGCCUGACUCUGGAGAAAAGAUUUCAAGAUAACCCCAAACCUAGCUCAGAGGAGAUAUCCAUGAUUGCAGAGCAGUUGUCCAUGGAGAAGGAGGUGGUAAGGGUCUGGUUCUGCAACCGACGCCAAAAGGAGAAGCGAAUCAACUGUCCUGUCACUGCACCCAUUAAAUCACCCAUCUAUACUUCCCGUCUGGUCUCUCCCUCUGCAUCUCUGGGCCCCCUCUCCAUCCCUCCUGUCCAUAGCACCGUGCCUGGAACAGUAACAUCACCCUGUUCCCCUGGGAACAACAGCAGGCCUUCGUCUCCUAGCUCAGGACUUCAUGCAAGCAGCCCCACUGCACCUCAAAAUAACUCCAAAGCAACAGUGAACUCCUCUACUUUUAACUCUUCAGGAUCUUGGUAUCGAUGGAAUCAUCCCACCUACCUCCACUGAGACCACAAAGUUUCUCCUAUUCCACUUGGCCCUGUAUUCCCCAUUGGAAGGAAGGGAGUCAUCCCUUCUCUGUAUGAACAGAUUACUCUCAGAAGAGCAGAGGAGAAUCCCCUCUAUCACUUAACCUAAAUUCUUGCCUUCUUAAUGAGCAAGGGCCUCUGGAGAUUUAAACUGUGAUUGAACCAUGUGUUGACUUCUAGCAUUAUUGAAAUAUAUACCAAUGCUAGAAUUUGAACUUCCUUGCGUGUGCCUCACCUCCAUCCUCUAGUUCUAAAUAUUUUGGACAGCAUCAUUGUGGCAGUGAUUUUUCAGAGAAAGGAUAUCUUGCCAUUAUUCUCCAACCCAUUCUAGGGACAGCCAUUUGCCUGGCGUGCCAAACUAUCAAAAAGAGACAUAAUGGUUUUAACUCUGACUUUAGCUAUAAUCUCUGAACUAAUUCUAAAAUCUGUGAAAAGAUUUGAAUUUGAUGUCUCCACCAAAGCCUUGAUGUUUUCCCUGCUCAGCAAAGUUUUCUGACUAAAACUUCUUUCACCCAAUUUUCUCUUUAGCGCUGCCCCCUUUUCUACAACCAACUCCAUUCAUGAUUUUGUUCUCCAGGUUCCCUCCUCUUUACAGAAGGCUGAGUCCCUCAGUCCUCUGGGCAUAUUUCUGUACCUACAGAUGCUCUUCUGUCCAUUACACCUGUCACAGAGUUAAGGAGCAAUUGUUCACUCUCACCUUCCCUGUGUUUUUCCUUAUCUUAUUCUCUCUCCCUUAUCCUGGCUGUAGAAGGAAGAACACAAAAACAAACACGCAACAGUGAUGCUGGCAAAAAACCUCUAUACAGCCCUUUCCUCUUUUUGCACUUUCUUCUUCUUUCCUUAAUGUGGAAUUUUCCAGCAAAAUGUUUAACUCGGGUGUGAAUUUUGAACUGUCUGUAAUAUUUUAUCUUCCUU
Molecule: messenger RNA, 6088 nt
Organism: Phyllostomus discolor (pale spear-nosed bat)
Lineage: Eukaryota; Metazoa; Chordata; Mammalia; Chiroptera; Phyllostomidae
Gene: POU2F3
Product: POU class 2 homeobox 3
Exons: 11
Coding region: 3903-5153 (416 amino acids)
Biological process (GO): regulation of transcription by RNA polymerase II
Cellular component (GO): nucleus
Molecular function (GO): DNA-binding transcription factor activity, RNA polymerase II-specific; RNA polymerase II cis-regulatory region sequence-specific DNA binding
Source: RefSeq, a predicted model, not a curated record